Eruca vesicaria subsp. sativa (arugula) is the source of this 2385-nucleotide messenger RNA. NCBI's taxonomy places the organism in Eukaryota, Viridiplantae, Streptophyta, Magnoliopsida, Brassicales, Brassicaceae. The record is from the annotation of a GenBank genome assembly.
AUGAACGAAUCACUAGCACUAACUCCUGCGCCAUGGCCAGCAGUUUGUUACCGAGCUUUCUUCAACAUAUCUUCAUACGGAAUUUUGGAGAAUUAUGAAACUCCGAGUGUCAUCUUUGGAUACGGAUUGCCUCUUCUUGAAUUGCAAAUCAUCAUCAUAUUCGUAUUAAUCGUCUUAUCUCAUACGUUCCUUAGAUUUAUUGGCGUACCACAGUUUGUUUCUUACAUGAUCACGGGAUUGCUUCUGGGACGCCACAUAUUUGAUCUUCAGGAUUUUUCUUCGUACCGUUUAUCAUCAGACGUGGAGUUAGAUGGCAACAUAGCAUUAGAAGGUGUGUCCAAGCUCGGUUUAAUAAUGUUCACGUUCUUGAUGGGCGUGAAGACCAACAAAAGAGCCGUGUUUCAUAUCGGUAGAGGCACGGUUGCGAUCGCAGUCUUAUCCUUUGUGGUGACUAUGACCGCCGGAUUAGCCUUUAGAAAUUUUCGUAUAGACAAGGCCGACCCUCUCUAUAUGCCUCUCAAACUGGCCCCAACAGAACGCACCGUGAUUGUAUCAGUUCAAGCGUUAACGUUGUUACCGGUAAUAACGCACCUCGUAUAUGAGCUUAAGAUUCCAAACUCGGAGCUCGGCCGCCUAGCCAUAUCUAUUGCCACCGUUAAUGAUCUCCUAGGAUUUAUCACUCUACAAUGCGUUUCCUACGUAGCAUCAUACAGGUAUGUAUCGCCCAGAGUAGCCAACCGUGAUGCAGUGGCAAUGACCAUCUUAAUCCUUGUGAUCCUAUUCAUCAUCAAGCCUACGGCUCAAUGGAUAGUCGACACAAGUCCAGAAGGCAAACCCGUACGGGAACUCUACGUAUAUGGAACAAUUAUGACCGCAAUAGCAGCGAGUAUUUACACAACUUAUUUCCACCAAAUCAACGUUUUAGGAGCUAUAUUGGUCGGGAUGGCCAUCCCAGAUGGUCCACCUCUUGGGUCUGCGUUAGAGGCCAAGUUCGAGGGUUUAGUUGCAAACAUAUUUUUCCCGAUUUCAAUCGUGGUAAUGACCAUGAAAGCUGACAUUUCAAGGGUCUUUUUCGCGUUCGAUGAUAUAAGCAUUAACAUAUUUCUGGUGGGUUUCACAUUGGUCAUCAAAUGGAUUGCUACUUUUGGGUCUUGCUUGAUCUUCAAGUUACCUACUAAAGAAUCUAUUAUCCUCGCCAUUAUGAUGAACUAUAAAGGUUUUGUCGACUUAUGCUUCUUCGAAGGAGCUGCUAAUCAUUGGAAUUUGUCACAAGCCACACAUACGUUCAUGAUAAUAUACGUCCUUGUGAUCGCGGGAGUGUUACCUACUAUAGUGAAAACACUAUACGAUCCAAAGAGAAAAUAUAUAGGAUACGUCAGGAGAGACCUCAUGCAUCUGAAACCAAACUCAGAUCUCAAGAUCCUAACAUGUUUGCACAAACCGGACAACAUCUCAGGCGUGCUAUCGUUAUUACAACUGCUCUCUUUCCCUCCUAACCAAGAUAAUAAUAAAGACAGAGGAAUCAUUGCUGUCACAGCAUUACACCUCGUGAAACUCGCGGGACGUUCGUUUCCCAUCUUGAUACCACACGACAAGCGGACCGAACCGCAGUUACUUCAAAACUCUUACAUACAAACAAUGAUGCUCGUGUUCUCCGAGUUUCAACAAGAGAAUUGGGCAUCUACGACUGUUAGUUUCUUCACAGCUUACUCUCACGAGGAUCUAAUGGAUCAUGACAUUUGCAACCUCGCUUUAGACCACCACACGUCGAUGAUCAUCGUCCCUUCUGGACGUAAAUGGUCACCUAAUGGAUUAUAUGAAUCUGACGAUAGUGUGAUCAGAAGUGUGAACGCAUCACUCCUCGACCGUGCUCCCUGUUCUAUAGGUGUACUCAAUGACCGAAGCUACCGUAAGAAAAGGAGUAACGGUACCGUUAAAGUCGGUGUUAUCUUCAUUGGUGGUAAAGAUGAUCGAGAGGCCAUCUCGCUAGCUAAAUGGAUGAGACAGAACCCUAGAGUGCGUCUCUCGGUGAUCCGGUUUUUGUCUGGUCAAGAACGAGACAAGUCCAAGAACUGGGAUUACCUUGUUGAUAAUGAGGUCUUGAAUGAUUUGAAAGCAACAUAUGCCUCCGCUAAGAAUUUCUCCUAUGCGGAGAAGUUAGUCAACGGUGGUCCGGCGGUGGGCACCGCCGUAAGAUUGGCGGCGGAAGAGUAUGACUUGAUGAUUGUAGGGAGAAGUCACGACGAUGAUUUACUGGAUGUCACGGGUUUACCCGAAUGGAUGGAGCUUCCGGAGUUAGGAGUCAUUGGAGAUUUGCUUGCAUGUAAAGAUCUAAAAACUAGGGUUUCUGUUUUAGUAGUUCAACAACAGCAACAUCAUGAAUGA